Capsicum annuum is the source of this 519-nucleotide messenger RNA. RefSeq lists its product as uncharacterized. NCBI's taxonomy places the organism in Eukaryota, Viridiplantae, Streptophyta, Magnoliopsida, Solanales, Solanaceae. The transcript is spliced from 2 exons. The record is from RefSeq and is a predicted model, not a curated record. The coding region runs from base 1 to 519 and encodes 172 amino acids.
AUGGCUGAAGACAGUGAGCUGAUGGAUGUAAUACUUGAUGGUCCUCAUGUGCCAGUUAAAGAGGUCAAAGAAAGAGAAAUAACAAGAAUGGUUAUAAAAAGGAGAGAGAUUUCUAUAUGUAAAAAUGCUAAAGAAAUCUGGGAUUGGUUGGAGACUGCUUAUGAAGGAACCAUUGAUAUGAAGGAUUCAAAAUUUUACAUGCUAACUACUCAAUAUGAAAGCUUCACCAUGAAAGAAAGAGAAACCAUCCAAGAGAUGCAUACCAGAUUUACUUCUAUCACUAAUGAGUUGCACUAUUUAGGAGAAGUAGUACCUUUGUACAUACAAGUGAGAAAAAUUCUGGGGGUUCUGCGUAAAUCUUGGGAAAGCAAAGUGGAUGCUAUCACUGAGGAAAGGAAUUUGAAAACUUUCACCAAGGAUGAACUUAUUUGUAAUCUAAAGGCACAUGAGUUUAAGAAACAGCAAGGGAAAGAGAAGAAGGAAGUAAAAAGAGAAAAAUCUAUGAAUGAAGGCUUCUAA